This is a messenger RNA of Cryptomeria japonica (Japanese cedar), 1437 nucleotides long. Its product is annotated as receptor-like protein Cf-9. NCBI's taxonomy places the organism in Eukaryota, Viridiplantae, Streptophyta, Pinopsida, Cupressales, Cupressaceae. The record is from RefSeq and is a predicted model, not a curated record. The coding region runs from base 1 to 1437 and encodes 478 amino acids. The transcript has a single exon. Gene Ontology annotation, molecular function: protein binding.
AUGGAUUCAACAUGGAUUCCACAGUUUAAGCUUUCAACUUUGGCAUUAGGCUCUUGCAAUUUAGAUAGAAUUCCAUCGUUUCUUGUGACCCAAUAUGACUUGGAAUAUCUGGACCUAUCUGCUAAUAGUAUCCAAAGAAAUAUUCCAUCUUCGAUAUGGAACUUAACCAGCCUUUGUAGUUUGAACCUUAGCUGUAAUCAAUUAACUGGGUCAUUGCCAUCUAGACUAACAUUACCCAAGUAUUUUGACUCUCUAGAUUUGCACAGUAAUAGCAUAGAAGGUGCUCUUCUUCUUCCUAAUGCUGGUGCUUAUCUGCUGGAUCUGUCGAUGAAUCAGUUCAAUGGUUCUAUUCCUACUGACAUUGGUGCGUAUCUUCAAAAUACAAGGUUCUUAUCCUUGUCGCGGAAUAAUCUCAGAGGGGCGAUUCCAGAUUCUAUUUGCACUUCAUAUUUGGAGGUUCUUGACCUUUCAAAUAAUACGCUGAGCAGUGUCAUUCCUCCUCAUUUAACCAGGAAUUGUUCUUCUCUUAGUGUUCUAGAUUUGGCGGAAAAUCAUCUGGAAGGUAAAAUGCAAGCAGAAUGGGGCAACAUUACAAAGAUUCAUACAUUGAAGCUCAAUGGUAAUCAUUUGAGAGGAGUUAUUCCCUCGUCCAUUUCAGAAGCCCGAUCUGUGCAAGUAUUGGAUUUGGGAAAUAAUGAAUUGGAAGACACCCUUCCCCACUGGAUUGGAAAGCUAUCACAACUGCAUGUGUUGGUCUUAAGGUCUAAUCAUUUCCAUGGUAGCUUCCCACGCCAGGUAAUUGGCCUUCCAAAUCUUCAAAUUUUGGACCUUUCUGGCAACAACCUUUCAGGACCCAUUCCAAGAAACCUUACAAACUUGCUCGCAAUGGUCAAUGCAUCGCAGAGUAAUCCAAACCAUUUGGAAGACGUUAGAUAUACAAAUAAAAUUAAAAUUUCCUGGAAAGGCUGGGAUGUUGAAUUUGUGAAAGUUCUUUUCAUUCUUAAAUGUAUUGAUCUCUCAAACAACAACUUAUCAGGGAGCAUUCCUUCUAAAAUGGGAUCUCUUCAAGGCUUGAUAGCCCUUAACCUUUCAAGGAAUCAUCUCAGUGGCCGAAUCCCAAAAACAUUGGGAUACAUGGAUCAACUAGAGUCUCUGGACCUCUCGCUAAACAGUUUGAAUGGCAACAUCCCCUUAGAACUUGAGUUCCUGAGUUAUUUGGAGUUCUUGAAUAUAUCUUACAACAUACUUGAUGGAAAAGUACCCCACGGAGGACAGUUUCUAACUUUUGGAGAGUCAUCCUACUUAGGCAAUUCUAAGCUAAGUGGGAUUCCAUUUACCAAUAUAACCGUCUGCAACAACUCUUCUGGCUAUGGCAACUGCACAAGUAUUGAGAAAAUUGGUGAAGCAAAGAAUUCAGAUGGUGAAAUGAUAGGAUAG